This is a messenger RNA of Leptidea sinapis, 4877 nucleotides long. RefSeq names its product cyclin-dependent kinase inhibitor 1-like. The record is from RefSeq and is a predicted model, not a curated record. The transcript has 2 exons. Gene Ontology annotation, cellular component: nucleus. Lineage: Eukaryota; Metazoa; Arthropoda; Insecta; Lepidoptera; Pieridae. Gene Ontology annotation, molecular function: cyclin-dependent protein serine/threonine kinase inhibitor activity. Gene Ontology annotation, biological process: regulation of cell cycle. The coding region runs from base 216 to 743 and encodes 175 amino acids.
ACACGGUCACAGUCGAAAUUCGAACACUGUGCGUGCGGACGUGUCGUAUUACGCUCGCGCGUAAUCGCGGUUACGAUUGUUUACAUAACAUUGUCAAAUAAAUAUUCUUAUUAGUAUUAUGAACCGAAUGUGAAUCCUUGUUAAUUGAACUCGAUUGUUUGAUAGGCGUAAGAGUGGAUGCUAUCUGGGUGCGUCGUCGUGGACCAAGUUUGAAGAUGUCUACUUUAAGUGUGCGAGCCCCUGGCCUACAAACCACAACAGUGCUGGACACUAGAUCAUUGCGCAUGCGUGGAGUGACAACGCUUGAUACCGUCAGACGAAAUCUAUUCGGCUGUACAGACAGAGAAGAAAACAGAAGAUUCGUAGAGAGAGAGUUGGCGAGACAGUUAGAGCUUGACAGUCAGAGAUGGGGCUUCGAUUUUGCGAAUGAGAAGCCCUUACAAGGGAGCCAGAGAUUCGCUUGGCAACUGGUGCCAGCGUCUUCAAUACCAGUAGCGCUACGGAGGUCGCCUAUAACAAUAUCUACACAAACUACUAAUGCCAAAACAAUGGAAGCUGAAGUUUCAAGCCCGGACAGUGAAAAGUCUCAGAAGAGAAUAACAGACUUCCUGAAGCCGCGGAAAAGACUACCGAGCAACGGCAAGAAGUCCCCCGCUCACAAACACAAGCAAGAACUCCACGGGGUCCACCUUCGUCCCCCGAAGGUCGCCAGACUAUCGCAGCCCCUCAAGCGAGCGAGCUAGACCAUCUCCGCGGGAUGACCACGGCACCGCCAUGUUCGGCAGCUGAACGUCUCCAGAACUUGCAGAUUUAUGAGCCAAUAAAGCCAGUCUUCGAUUGCAGGAACAUUGUACUCUGGUCACCUAACAUUAAUUGAUGCUUAUUUGAUGUUAAUUGACAUGUCAUAAUUUUAAUAAUUUUCUUGCGUUAGUUGCAUCAUAUUGUAAGCUCGAGAUCUAUAGAAUAUCCUCAGACUUUGCUCAAAUUUUACUCACGUAAAACUCAGCUGAGUGUGAGCUUAGCAAAAUCUUUGAUUUCGUUUUUAACGUCAUUUGACAGCUGAAAUUAUACUGCACUUAACCUAAGACAGCCUAAGGCAAAAGUCAAGUUCGCGUUUUAUCACACUCAGCUAAGUUUACGUAAGUAAAAUCUGAGCAAAGUCUUAGUACGCUCUAUGGAUCUUAAGGUUCCCUUUGUUAAAGCUGGGCUACCAUCAGGUUGGCUUAUACAAUCGUAAGCCUUUAAAUUAUCAAAGUUUGUCAAUAAAUGACUUUUAAAUUUUAAGCAAUUAUUUCCAAAAAUGUUGCUGCAACGAAUCCGGCAAUUUGUAAGUUCUAAAUAGCGGAGUAUCCAAAUAAUUGGUUUUGUCUCAACUAAUCCAAGUUUUUGGUAGAAGGUCUGAACGAAAUGUUAUGCCAAAGUGAACCGAGCUGGUUCAUCGUUUCAUUUGUGGUAAAAUCUCGCCGUUUGACAGAGUUAUUGUGCAAAUUAAUUAUAUUUAAUUUAUUUUCUUUUUCAAUGUACGAUAGUGGAGAACAAUUAUGUAAUGUUAAGUAAUUAUAAGUUGGUUUAGUUUGUAGAGAGCUAGCUUUAUGGCUUUACUUGGCCAUCAAAUUCAUUCACAGGCUGUCAGUUUUAUGCGUUUUGAAGAAGCUAUACACGACAACAUAAAAGAUGUACAAUGACGGUAGUUGAAAAAAAGGAAACUGUCAAUGUCACCCAUUUUGGAUCAUUAGUUGAAUGCUGUCAAAAAGUAAGUUUUCUAUGGCUUGAGUUGUCAAAAACAAUGAGAAUAAAUUAAGUUAAAUUAGGAAUGGGGGGGACGUCGGUAUUAAUCCGCCUGUAGUAAUUCACGGAGUUUUUUUUUUCGAACUUUACGAGUUUGUUGGCAUGUGCCAGUUAGCGUUUGAACCUACAUCCUUUCACUAGCAACAUCACAAAACAAUAUCUAGCUCAAGCUAACGCGAGAUACUUCUCGACAUGGAGCAAUUUAUUUAUAAAGCGACAAUUAGCUAUAAGUUUAUUAUGAUCUCUUUCAAAUUAAUUUAACUUAGUACUGUAGUUGUAAGUUCGGUUUAAGACAUGACUAAAAUUAUGCGAGGUACGUUCUAUAUAUAAGUUACAAUGGAGCUGUCUCGGGGUAUUUUCUACGUUCACGUGAAAAUUAAAUUUUAACGUCGCGUGGAAUUUGUUCUGACGCAUCUUUGGAAUUACCUGCCAUUAUUGCUGAUAUUUCCCUUUAAUGUUAUAAUUCUUAAACCAAAACACAAUAAAACUCACUUUAAAAAUCAAGUGUUUCGUAUUUGAUCGUUUUUUGUAUGUUUUAAACAAAGCGUUGUUAGUUACGUCAGCAAACUGUAUAAUAUUACAUAGAUUUAUCUGAAUGCUGAUAUACUGUUUGAAAUUUCUGAUAUUAAUUAGCGUACGUUUUAAACUCAGUUUUUGUCAGCUGUAGUUUUACUCAAUUUUUACACAAACUGACACACAGGUCCGACAGUGUAAAGGUCGCUUAAUUAUAAUGUGCAAUUUCAGUAAUUUUAGUAAUUAAAUAGUCACUAUUUCAAACUAUUUUUUUUUUGGUUAUUUUUUUAUGACAUUUGGAAUUUCCAGCAAUAAUUGUUGACAAAAUUCCCGUUUUUGUGUAUAUUUCGAUUAUAACCAAGACUAAUUCAAACAGGCGCUUCAAAUUCAUACUUGGGUCCAACACAAACUGAGUCACUGUUUGUAAUGCCCAAAAUGUUUGUGAAGAUUGCCGUGGUUAUAUUUCUGAGAUAUAUUUUUCUAGAAUUUUCUACGAUUUUUGUCGAUGGAAUUCUCAUAUGAGUCGCAUACGCGGGAAAAUACAUCUACUCAAAUAAUAUCUUGGAGUCGUGUGUUGACAUUUGAAAAGGAAAUUGAGUAUUUGUGUUUCAUGCGAAUAGAUUUGUUUGUUUUGUUGUUAUGAUAUAAUGUUUUAUUUUCAUGAUUGUUUUUUGAUAUUUUCUAAAUGUUUUUUGAAUGUUUUGAUGUGCCUUUUUAAGUGUUGUCUUGAACGCUAACUACAAACACUGGCAGGGCCGACGUUGUUUAUUCUUUUUUGGCUUUUUACAUAAUGAUAUCUUUUUAUAUAUAAUAAAAUCUUUAAACAUAAAUUAAUUCAUUCAUUCGUGGCGCUACAGUGACGACAUUAAAUAUGCAUUUGGGUAGAACUCAACCGUAUUCAUAAAAAAAUAUUCAAAAAUAAAAUACAUAUUUCACUUAAAUAUUUUUUUUUCAAAAUAUCAUUUCGUAACAUCCUGUAAGAAAUCUAGUAGCCGCGCGCUAACGUAAGCUAAAUGUAAGGGUGAUUAAAAAUUUGCUUUCGAAAUAUAUAAUUUGUUUACAAAAUUUCAAUAAUUUGCUUAAAAUUUUAGAAUAUUUUUUUUAUGAUUACAGUUACAUAGCUCUACUGUGUGUUCAUUUAAUGUUGCCAUUAUAACGCAUCGCUCAAUAUCUAAGAAUUUUCUACAGAUUUACAUACUAAUAUUUUUCACAAAUUUCCACUACGGUUUACUAUAGCAAGGUAAAUGUAAAAUAUUAAUUGAUUUUUAGGUAAGACAGUGUCGGCCGUGUCGGUGUUCAAUCGUAAACAGCGCCCUCUAUCAAAGUACAAAUUAUUUCAUUUUCGUUUAGGCUUGAGGGCGUUGACGUAAAAGACACUCAUUAACAUGAUUCAUUUGACAUUAUAUAAUUAUCAUUAAUUUAAUUUAAUAAAUAUGUAAACUUGGUGUUUUGUAAUUUGCGGAAAUAAUGAAACAGUAGGAUUAUUUAAUUGCAAUAUAAAAUUUCAUUUAUUAUAAAUUUAGUUAAUUCAUAAUAAAUAUAUUAUAAUUUAUCCGAAUACUUAAUAAAUUGGAGCAAAGUUUUAUUUUUUAUAAAGAUUUUUUUUUUUCGUAUUAAUAGAAUAUCUUAUCCUGAACAAUAACGGUGUUAUAACAAAAAAGUUAAACAGGUGUUGGACACUUGUUUUAAAAAAGUUCUAUUACAAUUCCGUGCUUUUCUGUUAUUAGCGUCAAUUUAGACGUCGCUAAAUAGUUAGACACUGUUUAACAAAACACGUGUCUAAGCAAUGUUUAAAUUAUUUUUAUACACCGUUAGUGUCCGAAUACCUACUGUUUCCACAUAGGCGCCGUUGAGUUUUGUAAAGUGAGUUGACAAAUACUUAUUAUAAUGAAAUGUGAACACUUGACUAAAUAACUUUACGAGCUGUUGGGAGCUUUAUAUAUAUAUUUAUAAACUAGCCGUGUUUGUUUAAUGACUUGAUUAAUAAUUUAUGAAUUGUGUUAAAUUGUACUCUCCGAAAUGAACUCCCUCCUCCAGAAUUCUUGGAGAAUUUGUUUGUUUCGGCGAUUACAUAUAUAAUUAAUUAAGUUUACGUGUUACGUUGUGCCAAACAUAAGGCCCGCUGCACACGAGAGAUUCUAUAGUUUGUGCGAUCGCAUUUUAAUUUAAUUUAACACCUGUGAUGUAUUAAAUAUGAUCUCAGAACAUAAUUAUUCAAAUAUCAUAUAUAUUUUUGUUGUAGUUUUUAACUGGGAAGUGUUGAGCCCGUAUCCCUUGGUAUGAGAAAUAAUUUAAUACAUCAAUAUGUUUUGGAUAUGUUGUGACUGGAAAUAUCACUGUAAAUUAUGGCACUUGUGUAUUUAUUGAAAUAUUGUUCAGUCACUGAGGUGGGAUACAGUAGGUACCGCUCGCUCGAUAGCGGAGAGACGCAAUACGUGCGACUAAGUUCGCGUGCACGAAGUGUAAAUAAUGGGCAAUUUUUAAUUAAAGUUUAUUGUGUAUCGUGUUCCAUAUUAUAUAUCAUGUAGUGUAUAAAACUUUAAUUUAGAUUUUUAAAAAGCUUAUUUCAUAUGGUA